This is a messenger RNA of Clarias gariepinus (North African catfish), 1157 nucleotides long. It is a transcript of the gene blvra, whose product is annotated as biliverdin reductase A. Gene Ontology annotation, biological process: heme catabolic process. The coding region runs from base 156 to 1031 and encodes 291 amino acids. The transcript is spliced from 7 exons. Lineage: Eukaryota; Metazoa; Chordata; Actinopteri; Siluriformes; Clariidae. The record is from RefSeq and is a predicted model, not a curated record. Gene Ontology annotation, molecular function: biliverdin reductase [NAD(P)H] activity; zinc ion binding; nucleotide binding.
CUAGAUGUCACUAGAGUGCGGAGCAGUGUUCUCCAUCUGCGCAUGCGUCAGUGUUUUUCCCUCGGUAUUAAUUCUUUGGUUUUCUGUCUAAUUGUGGCAGAAGCGACAUCACACGGCACCGUCUCCCCUAAACAACAGGUAUUUUCUGCGGUGACAUGUUCGGGUGUGUGGUCGUAGGUGUCGGCAUGGCGGGCCGGGCCAGGAUCCGGGACCUGCUCGCGCCUCUGCCAUCCAGCGCCGCGGAAAUAUUCAAGCUUAAGGGCUUGGUGUCUAGGAGGACGCUGGAGGAGCAGCAGGAAGUCGCUCAGAUCCCUUUAGAGGAGGCGCUGAGCCGCAGCGAUAUUCAGGUGGCCUUCUUGUGCACGGAAAACAUCAGGCAUGAAGAAUGCAUCAGGCAAUUUCUCGAAGCAGGAAAACACGUGUGCGUGGAGUAUCCCAUGGCGCUCAGUUACAACGCAGCUGUUGACCUCUGGGACCUGGCGCAAAAGAAAGGUCUGGUCCUGCAUGAGGAACACAUCGAGCUCCUCACCCCUGACUUCAAGCAGCUGAAGAAGGACAUAGCUGGAAAACAGCUGGAAGAAGGCAGCCUGCAUUUCACAGGAGGCUUACUCAAGAGCGGGUUCGGGUUCCUGUCGUUCAGCGGGAUCGCCCGUCUCACCUGGUUGGUGGAUCUGUUCGGUGAGCUCAGCGUUAAAGCAGCGUCCAUGUCCGGGGAUCCGGAGAGGAAUCACGCAAAGAUGACGGUCCACUUAUUAACCAAAGAGCAGAAACCCUUGACCUGGACGGAGGAGCGAGCGGAAGGCAUGAGCCGCGGCAAACGGAUCCACCUGCGCUUCAGCACCUCCACCAUGACUGAACUACCGCCCGGGACCCGGGAACCCGUGGGUCUCUUUAUGCAGGACAUGGUGCUGUUCGGGAGCAAGCUGCAGGGAAGCGUGCUGCCCGAACAACUCCAGGCAGAGCAGAGUCGGAUCCUUCACUGCUUCAAGCUGGCGGAGGACAUCAGGCGUCUCUGUCAGGACACGAAAUAACCUACAGGGGAUAAAGACUUUACAGCAAAGUUUUUAAGCAGUAGAAAACUGUAUAAGGAUUUCUAUUGAUUAGUUUUUAUACAGGUGCAGUAUUAAAGAGAAGAUUAAAAAUGAAUUCCUUUUAAA